This is a messenger RNA of Eimeria tenella, 318 nucleotides long. RefSeq lists its product as uncharacterized. The record is from RefSeq and is a predicted model, not a curated record. The coding region runs from base 1 to 318 and encodes 105 amino acids. Lineage: Eukaryota; Apicomplexa; Conoidasida; Eucoccidiorida; Eimeriidae. The transcript has 2 exons.
AUGCAGCAGCAGCUACUGCGACCAGCGCUGCACCGUCACAGCCAGCAACCCGUGACCGACCAGCAGCGAGAGCUGCAGCAGCAUUGCUCACAACAGCACUACAUAUGUGGACACCAGGAGCUGCAACAACAAGCAGCAGGACCUGCAGCAGCAGCAAACCAGGAGCGGCGCUUGGGCGCCGUCCCAAACACCCUGAGGUCCAAGGGGCCCCUCAUAGCUGCUGGAGCAGCAGCAGCCGCUGCCGCAACUGCUGCUGACAUAAUUUCCCUAUUUGACUCUCAGUUUCGUAAAUGCUUACGAGCGGUGGAGUUUACGUAG